AUGGAAACCAAUGAAAAGAUUGAUAAGGUGGAUGGUAAGAUUACAGCUUUGGCAAAAGAACUUGAGCAGAUAAAACAAGAAAAUUGUGACUUAAAGAAGAAGAAUGAUGCAUUGACAAAUCGAAUAAACUAUCUAGAACAAUCAGUGAAAGAUAAUGAGAUUGAAAUACAAGGAGUCCCAAUUGAAGACGAAGAAAAUAUUUUAGAUAUCUUAAAGAACAUUUCCACGCAAAUAUCGUUUGACUUCAACAAUGAAAUGAUAAGUAACUGUUAUCGUUACGGACAGUCUCAGACAAGUGAGUUUGCCCCAGGGAUAAUAGUACAAUUUGUACGAAGAUUAGAUAAGGAUCGCUUCAUGAAGUGUCGUCGAAAGAAGAGAAAUCUUAAUUCUAGAGACAUUGGUUUCAUGGGAGGGGACGCUACAGUCAUCUAUGUAAAUGAUAGCCUAACUACGGAGAAACGGAAACUGUUAAAAGCGGCACGACAAGCAAAGAAGAACAAAGGGUUCACCUAUCUAUGGGUAAGGGGUGGUCGGAUCUAUUUGAGGAAAAAUCCUGAUGACCCGUGUGUGCUGAUAAACAACUAUGAUGAUAUCAAGAAGCUGGAGUGA
Molecule: messenger RNA, 609 nt
Organism: Macrosteles quadrilineatus (aster leafhopper)
Lineage: Eukaryota; Metazoa; Arthropoda; Insecta; Hemiptera; Cicadellidae
Exons: 1
Coding region: 1-609 (202 amino acids)
Source: RefSeq, a predicted model, not a curated record